Molecule: messenger RNA, 612 nt
Organism: Phytophthora sojae
Lineage: Eukaryota; Oomycota; Peronosporomycetes; Peronosporales; Peronosporaceae
Exons: 1
Coding region: 52-507 (151 amino acids)
Molecular function (GO): cysteine-type endopeptidase inhibitor activity
Source: RefSeq, a predicted model, not a curated record
UCCAGCGGCAUACUCAGGGCCAGUCAAAAUCCCAAGCGAAUCAAGACAAUAAUGCGCGCAGCUCUCUCCCUUCUCGUGGCGUUCCCGGCGCUGGCGGCGGCGCGCAACGUGGUGACCAUCGGCAUGACCGGCGGAUGGAAGGCCGGCAACGUGACGGACGAGAACACGAAGGUGCUGGAGCGCGCGCUGAGCGGCGACAACUACGCCAAGUCGGUGGGCGACACGCGCGUGUGCUACUCGGAGGUGACGGCGCUGGAGACGCAGGUGGUGGCCGGCACCAACUACCGCUUCACCAUCAGCGGCUGCGGCGUCGAGGACUCGGACGGACCCUGUGACGCGGCGACGCUGGCGUCCUGUGCGCCGACGGAGUACGUGGUCAAGGUGUUCGAGCAGACGUGGACCAGCACGCUCAAGGUCACGGGCAUCACCAAGACCGAGAGCAGCAGCGCAGGCAGCAGCGGCAGUGACGAGGAGACCGUGCAGCAGGGCGCAGUGCAGAGUACGUAAACAAACGCUCUCUCUGUGUCUUGUGCGGUUCAUUCUAGGAUGGGAGAUGGCAGCAUUUUUAAGACGAAACAACAAGCCAAUUGAACUUCCUCGAUACCUACGGGC